Molecule: messenger RNA, 1149 nt
Organism: Paramisgurnus dabryanus
Lineage: Eukaryota; Metazoa; Chordata; Actinopteri; Cypriniformes; Cobitidae
Source: RefSeq, a predicted model, not a curated record
CUUUAUGCUGUGCCAAAUAUCGGGUAUAGAAAUUUAGUUUUAAUAUAGUAUAAUGUUUCUUCUCUAAACUCUUGCUGAUGUUUUAUUGUGAUUUGUGUUGACAGUGUUGAUGAAGAUGCAGCAGUUUGCAGUGGAUGUGACUCUGGAUCCUGAUACAGCUCAUCCAAAACUCAUCCUGUCUGAAGAUAGAAAACAAGUGAAACAUGGAGACAUUAAACAUAAACUCCCAGAUAAUCCAGAGAGAUUUGAUUAUUGUCCCUGUGUCCUGGGAAAAGAGGGAUUCACCUCAGGGAGAUUUUAUUUUGAGGUUCAGGUGAAGGACAAAACUGAAUGGGAUUUAGGAGUGGCCAGAGAAUCUAUUUACAGAAAGAGAGACAUCACACUGUCUCCUCAGAAUGGAUUCUGGACUGUGUGGCUGAGGAAUGAGAAUGAAUAUAAAGCUCUUGCUGGUCCUGGUGUCUCUCUGUGUCUGAAAGUGAAACCACAGAAGGUCGGGGUGUUUGUGGAUUAUGAGGAGGGUUUGGUUUGUUUUUAUGAUGUAGAGUCCAGGUCUCAUAUCUACUCUUUCACUGCUCAAACUUUCACUCAGAAACUCUUUCCUUACUUUUGCCCAUGUCCUAAUGAUGAAGGUAAAAAUUCAGCUCCUCUGAUCAUCUCACCUGUUCAUUACAACAAAUGAAUUCACAUCCAGUAUGUAAAACAUUAAACUUAAGCUUUAUAGAAAUAUGAAUCAUAAAUAGACAUUAUCUUUAUGUAAUAGUCAUUUUGUACUGUGCAGCAUCAGAAUAAGGUUUUUAAGAGUAAAUAAAAAGUAAUUUUACUACAUUUGGUGUUAUUUGCCUAAUGCUGUAUUCUUGCAAUGGUGGUUCUUUUAAUUAAGUUAACUUUAUUAUUUAAAUUUCACAUUUUAAGCCCUCAUUAUAAAACUUUUCCAAGGAAAUGAAAUGUUGAGUAAUGAAAGUGUUUAUUACUGUGAGGAAUGGGUGCAUAUGGGUGGACUAUGGACACACUCGCUCUUCUUCUACAUACACUUCCUGUAUGUUAUAUAUUUAAACCAUGCUGUAUCUGUGUUCACUUUGCAAAGUAAUGUCAGUUUACUAAAAGUAUAAAACUAUUACUAAAUAAAUAAAAUAUAAAUAAAACUGUUCC